Messenger RNA from Chaetomium globosum CBS 148.51, 2505 nucleotides. RefSeq lists its product as uncharacterized. Gene Ontology annotation, biological process: intracellular protein transport; endosomal transport; vacuole fusion, non-autophagic. Bases 1 to 2505 code for a protein of 834 amino acids. Gene Ontology annotation, cellular component: lysosomal membrane; cytoplasm; endosome. The record is from RefSeq and is a predicted model, not a curated record. The transcript is spliced from 5 exons. Lineage: Eukaryota; Fungi; Ascomycota; Sordariomycetes; Sordariales; Chaetomiaceae. Gene Ontology annotation, molecular function: actin binding.
AUGGACGUCGCUCAUCCCACAGCAGGCUGGGAACAGCUUGGUGAGCGUUUUUACCGCAAGACUCAACUCUACACCCAAGUGUUUGACCAAGACUUGGACUUGGACAAUUAUCUGGUCGCGGGAGCUCCCUAUGGAGGUGCUAUUGCCCUUUACCGCGAUGAGGAGAAGCUGAUCGCCUUUCAACCAACAAGACCCUCCAAACCCAGCAUCGACAUCUACAGCUGCGCCGGAAAGCUCAUCCGCCGCAUCAACUGGGACCAGGGCUCCAUCAAGGGGUUGGGUUGGUCUGAGGAUGAGAAGCUCCUAGUUGUCACGGCAGACGGUACUGUGAGAUGCUACUAUGACUUGCAGGGAGAGUUCACCCAGUUCUCUCUGGGCAAUGGUGCCGAUGAGGCUGGCGUCAAAUCGUGCAGGUUCUAUGCCCACGGCCUUGUUGCCUUGUUGAACAACAACGGUCUGAUCUCUGUUUCCUCGUACCACGAACCGCGUCCGAAGCUCCUGGCUUCGCCCCCAGGGGGGCAUGUGCACUCAUGGAACAUCAUUCCACCCGCCUACACGCUGUCUCGGUCAGUCGAGGUACUCCUCAGCAUCAGCCAGACCAUCUUCGUGUCAGACGCUACAACGUGCGAGGACCGCUUUUUGGAUAUUGGCCCUUUCACUCACAUCGCCGUGUCGCCGAAUGGGCGCUUCUUAUCACUCUACACGGCGAAGGGCAGGGCCCACGUCAUCACCAGCGACUUCGAAAACCGCUUCAGUGAACACGACUCCAGGUCCAAAAUUCCCCCCAAGUAUCUCGAAUGGUGCGGUAAUGAUGCCGUCGUGAUUGCAUGGGAGGAUGAGGUACACCUGGUUGGCCCGAGUGGAUCUUUGGCCACCUUCUUUUACGACAGCGGCCGUGUGCAUAUCGUUCCCGAUUAUGACGGAGUCAGGAUUCUCGCCAAUGAUACCUGUGACUUUCUCCAAAAGGUUCCUGGUGUCACAGAAGAAGUAUUCCGUCUAGGUGCGGAUUCUGCCGCUUCUAUCCUCUUAGACGCCGUGGAGCAGCUCGAUAUGCAGUCGCCGAAGGCCGACGAUAACAUCCAACUCAUUCGGCCGCGCCUCGUCGAGGCCGUAGACGGCUGCAUAAAUGCUGCCGGGCAGGAGUUUAGCGUCCACUGGCAGAAGCAGCUGCUUAAGGCCGCUUCUUUCGGCAAGUCGGUGCUCGACAUAUACAGCAGCGAUGACUUUGUCGAUAUGUGCGAGACGCUGCGGGUGCUUAAUGCCGUCCGUUUCUUUGAAAUAGGCCUGCCGUUAUCCUACGAACAGUACCAACGUCUGUCACCGUCCGGACUUAUUUCCAGGCUUCUAAACCGUCACGAAUAUCUCCUGGCUCUCCGCAUCGCCGGCUACCUGCGGCUACCGACCGAUAAGAUUUAUGUUCACUGGGCCUCUACUAAAGUCCGCGUCGGUUCCGAAGAUGACGAUGCAAUCUGUAGGAAGAUCGUCGAAAAACUAUCAGGGAAGCCGGGGAUAUCCUUCGAGGCGAUUGCACGUGCCGCAUAUGAUGAGGGAAGAGGCCGCUUGGCCACCGAGUUGCUAAACCACGAGCCACGCGCCGGGCGGCAGGUACCGCUCCUACUGAGCAUGGAAGAGGAUGAUUUAGCCCUGGACAAAGCUAUCGAGAGCGGGGAUACGGACCUAAUUUACUUUGUCCUGCACCAACUCAGGCGAAAGUUGCCCCUGGCUGGUUUCUUCCGUGCCAUCAACAACCGGCCUACCGCUAUGGCCUUGGUAGAAGCAUUGGCGCGCCAGGGCGAUGGCGACGGCCGCGAAGAUACCACGCUGCUCAAGGACCUGUACUAUCAGGACGAUCGCCGCCUGGAAGGGGCAGCCGUAUUCAUCCGCGAGGCACUACGUCAGCCCGAGGGCCGAACAGCAAGCGACAAGCUGUCUCUCGCGGCAAAGCUGCUCGCGGACAACUCCAAAGAGCACGCGUUUGAGCUGGGUGCGUUGAAAGAAGCGACGACGCUGCUCCGAAUGCAGGAGGCAUUCGACCGCGAUCUGACCGACAACUUCACGGGGCUGUCGGUGAAUCAAACCAUGUUUAAACUCAUCCGGCUCGGGUACCACGGCAGGGCCAAGAAGCUCCAGAGCGAAUUCAAGGUGCCCGAGAAGGUGACUUGGUGGAUACGGCUCCAAGCCCUCGUCGCCAAGCGCGACUGGAACGAAAUCGAAGAGAUAUCCCGCCAACGCAAAAGCCCCAUCGGCUGGGAGCCCUUCUUCAACCAAACCCUCCAAGCCGGCAACCCGCGCCUGGCCGCGACGUUCGUGGCCAAAUGCACGGGCCUCGAGCCGGGCCAGGCCGUGGCCAUGUACGAGAAGUGCGGCAUGCCGGUGCGGGCCGCCGAGGAGGCCGUCAAGAGCAAGGAUGGCGAGGCGUGGGCGCGGCUGCUGGAGGCGGCGGGGCGGACGACGGCCGAGGGCCGCGAGAUUGAGAGGUUGGGGGCGGCGGUUUUUAGGAAGUAA